AUGGAAUGGAAGCCAACAGGCCAGGUCAUAGGAUGCACAAGGAAAGCCAAGGGUCAACCUGAGGAACCAAUGCUGAAGACAGAAAGGCUAGCUCAACAGAUAGAAAUGCCAGAAAAAUCAUAUGACUAUGGGCCCAAUCUGCCACCAGAGGACUGGAUAUAUGAUGAACAAUAUCCAGAGCAUGCUGGGACAUUUCUGAAUCAAGUACUACAGCAAUAUGUGUCUGACAUGCUGCAGAAGGUUGGAUGGGUGAAAUGUGGAUGGGAGCAUUCUCCUCUGACACAGAAUGAACGGCAGAUGGUCGACAUCCAUAUCAUGAAAGAAAAUGAUCUUGGAGGAGUGUUGACACAUGCACGAAUGCAUGAAGGAACAGAGAGCCAGUGGGAUUCACUGUUUGACAACAUCUUCCGGACUCCAAAUGAACUCAACACGAGGAAACGACAGUCUGCACGGAGUAACUGGGGAAAGAUGAAAUCAAUCAAGAUGUGGGAAGGAUUUGUGCAUGAUAUGUCUUCUUCACCACAAGUGGAAGAUAUGCAAAGAGCACUGAAAAGGGCAUUUGAUGAAUUCCUGUGGUGUGUUUGGUCUGAUAGCACACAGAAUGUUGAGGAAUGGGGGGAUAGGGAGGAUAAAGAGGAAAUCAUGGCGAUAAUUGAGAGGGAAGAAAGAGAGAAGCAAAAAGAGAUGGACAUGCAGGAAAGAGAAGAUCACAUUCUCCAAGAGCGCAGAGAAGAAGAGGAAUCAUCAGAGGAUGAAGCAGAGCCAGACAUCAGGAGGCAAAUAACAGAUGAAAGGGAACCAAUCACUAUGGAAGGGAACAGAGGGAUGCUACUGGGAGAGCCCAUUGUGUCACCCACUCAGCGUCGAAAUUGA
Guyanagaster necrorhizus is the source of this 873-nucleotide messenger RNA. RefSeq lists its product as uncharacterized. The transcript is spliced from 2 exons. The coding region runs from base 1 to 873 and encodes 290 amino acids. NCBI's taxonomy places the organism in Eukaryota, Fungi, Basidiomycota, Agaricomycetes, Agaricales, Physalacriaceae. The record is from RefSeq and is a predicted model, not a curated record.